This is a messenger RNA of Sphaeramia orbicularis (orbiculate cardinalfish), 2086 nucleotides long. RefSeq lists its product as uncharacterized. NCBI's taxonomy places the organism in Eukaryota, Metazoa, Chordata, Actinopteri, Kurtiformes, Apogonidae. Bases 113 to 1861 code for a protein of 582 amino acids. The record is from RefSeq and is a predicted model, not a curated record. The transcript is spliced from 12 exons. Gene Ontology annotation, molecular function: protein binding.
CCUCUUCGCCUACAGGUCUGGUGUUGAGGCUGCAGUGUUUGGCGCCACAGGAGGUUGUGUACUGUCCAUUCUGUCGGCUCAGAACGCUGGUGCCUCCAUCCAAGCUGUUGACAUGACUGAGGACUACCUGCUGCUCUUCUGCAGGUACCCUUACAAGCAGGGCAGUGACAUCAUCCACAUCGAGCUCUUCAGCCCUGAAUCCUUUCAGUAUCUUCGGAUGAUACUUGGCUGUGGUCAGGACAACAUUUCCCAGGUCACCGUCAACCGUGAAGGGACCCACGUCGUGGCCUUUUGCUCCUCUGUCCAAACUGGCAUCACCAAGCUGGUCACCUGGAAUCUGGAGACCGAGGACCACAAACACAUCACACACUUUCCUGGAAUAUUGACCAAAGGGAUUUGCCGUCACCUCCGCUUCUGUCUAGGAAUCUGCAGUGGACAGAGGUACCUGCGACUGUGGGAUCUGACCUCCAGGAUGACCGACCAGACUCUGACCUACAACAUCCACAAGACCCGGAGCGACGGCACAGAGGAGAUCAUCCCGAUGGGGAAAAACCCCCGGUACGCUGUGUGCUUUUCGGCCAGAGUCGGGUCAGUGUAUGUGUGGAACCUGGCCCGACACCGUUUCCUCUGCCGACCGGUCCGAGUCCACCAUGGCCUCUACAGCAGCACUGAUGCAGUGUUCGCCCACGACCUCAAACUCUACAUCUUUACAGACAGAAGCUCAAUCAGCUGCACAGAUGUCCCUUCACCUCGAUUUCAGACUCUUCUGGUAUAUGAUUUGCUUAAGCGGAGCUAUGUCAGAAGACAGACGGGGAUGUCAAUCAUUCCGUGUCCUCAGCAUGAGUACCGUCUUCUGGAGGAUGGACGGACCCUCCUGGGCCUGUCAGAGACCAGGGAUCAUCUGGUCCUGUGGGAUCUGGACUCUGGCUCCAUCAAACAUCAGAUCCAGGCGUCUCGUCAGGCGGAGUCAGUUGAGAGCAGCAGCAGCAUCACUGACCAUGACCUUCUGCUUCAAUACACACCAAGAAGAGAGACGAUGAUGCCAUGGGAUAUUCGGACUGAGAGUAAAUCUGCUAUGAAGAGACGGCUGGAGAGAGAGGCACAAAGGGAGAAAGAGCAGAGAAUGAAACUGGACAGAGAGAAAUACAACGCUAUAGACCAGUACCUGCUCAGUGGAGACGACCAGAUGGUGGUGUGUUCCUACUUUGCACACCACCUCAAUGUGUUCAGCAUGGCAUCCCAGGAGCAUCUGCACAUGCUGGAGGAUCAGUCGUCUCUGCUGAACCUCCACACUGCAGCUCUGACCCACAGUGGGAGUCACCUGGUGUUGACCAGCUACAACCAAGACGAGCACACCCCCACGGUCACCCUGUGGGACCUACACAAAGGCACAGUGGAUAAGAAACUGAAGAAUGAGCCUGGAGUUUGCUGUGUUUCUCUCUCAGACGAUGCCAGCAGAGUUGUCUUUGGCGUCACAGGAAGCAACAAACUGAAUGUGUGGGAGCCGUUCAGUGGAAACAUUAAGAGCAUCAGCGGCUAUGGGAACCUGUGCAUCGAAGCCUCCAGUAAACUGUACACGACAGAGGGUGGAACCAGAGCUGUUCUUCUUUCAGGACAGUUGAGCCUGUGGGAUGUGGAGGGAUGCAGGUUCCUGUCUGUGCUGUCAUUGGACGCUCAUGUGCGCUGUUGGAGGCCGUUCCGUGGCGGCGAGGUAUCGGUCCUGCUCGGCCUCAGCCACAGCCCCGCCCUCAUCAACGUCCGGCCUACAUCCAGGACGACCAGCACGAGGAAACGAGUGUCUGGGGAAGGGGACCUGUUUGGAGAGUCCAGCAGCAGCGAGGAAGAGGACGAGGACACGUAGGACUCAGAUGUGAUGAAGACUGAUGACGAAACAUUUGAUCACUUCUGCAAACCAAAUGGCACAGUUCAAAUAAGAUGAAACUACUUUAGAUAAAAGACAUGUCAGGUAGCACUGCCUCCAAAACAUUAGCAAAAGCCCCCAAACCCAUUCAGUUUUCAGCCACAUUGGAACUUUAUAAAAAAAAAAAAAAAAAACAGGCUUUCAGUACCGCUGGCAGUGAGUGGA